CCAUUCUGACUGUUCCCACUAAGAGAGAUGGCACCGGCCAGAACAGGAUUCAGCCCCCUGCUGCUGUUCCUGCUGCUGGGACUGUGGGUGGCCGAGGUCCCGGUCUGUGCCAAGCCCAAGAACAUGACCUCAGCUCAGUGGUUCGAAACUCAGCACGUGCAGCUGAGCCCCCAGCCAUGCAACGCAGCAAUGGCCAACAUCAACAAGUACACGAGGCGCUGCAAGAAUAUCAACACCUUCCUGCAUGAAUCCUUUGCCGACGUGGCCACCACCUGCCAGACCCCCAACAUAGCCUGCAAGAACGGCCAUGACAAGUGCCACCAGAGCCAAGAGCGUGUGUCUUCCACCAGCUGCGAUCUCACUUCCGGGAUGUACCCACACUGCAGGUACAAAGAGAGGCAGUUGAAUGCCUUCUUCAUCGUGGCCUGUGAACCGCCCCAAGCAAAAGAUGACCAAAGCUACCAGCUGGUUCCUGUGCACCUGGACAACGUCUUUUAGUUUUCCAGGUCUCGGCCUUCCUCCCCCUUGGC
Molecule: messenger RNA, 530 nt
Organism: Condylura cristata (star-nosed mole)
Lineage: Eukaryota; Metazoa; Chordata; Mammalia; Eulipotyphla; Talpidae
Product: ribonuclease 7-like
Exons: 1
Coding region: 28-498 (156 amino acids)
Biological process (GO): defense response to fungus; defense response to Gram-negative bacterium; defense response to Gram-positive bacterium
Molecular function (GO): nucleic acid binding; RNA nuclease activity
Source: RefSeq, a predicted model, not a curated record